Messenger RNA from Alternaria metachromatica, 714 nucleotides. RefSeq lists its product as uncharacterized. The transcript has 2 exons. The record is from RefSeq and is a predicted model, not a curated record. Lineage: Eukaryota; Fungi; Ascomycota; Dothideomycetes; Pleosporales; Pleosporaceae. Bases 1 to 714 code for a protein of 237 amino acids.
AUGGUACGAUGGGCCCGUAUUCUCGGUGCUACGGUGAUAGCCUGGAGCGUCGCCGACGUCAUCGCUGCUUUCGCGUUAUGCCGACCACUGGCGAAGAACUGGAACUUCGCACUACCCGGGACUUGCGGUGGUCAGCCGACCUUCUACUUCGCAAUGGGUGUCAUCAACCUUAUCACAGACGCCGUGAUGAUCUUACUACCAAUGCCAUACCUGUACAAGUUGCGUAUGGCGUGGCGGAAGAAGUUGGCUGCGAUGGCGCUCCUCAGCAUCGGGGUAGGUACCUGGGCCAUCAUCAUAUACCGCCAAACGCUGCUACCGGGUCUCGACUUCUUCGACAUGACAUACACCGGUGUGCUUGCGACGAUCCUCUCCGGCCUCGAGCCCGCCGUCGCCAUCGUUCCGGCAUGUAUCCCUCUUAUGCGCCCUUUGUUCGUGAAGUCAAACCACGCCACGCGCUCCAGGUUCGACUACGACAGUAGCAGAAAGACAAGUCUCUUCUUGAAGAAAGGGAACAAGAUACAUGACGAUCCGACGGCGACUUUCUCGGAGUUGGUGGACGAUGAUGAUGCUUCGUCGCAAAUUGAACUGCAGCCGGUCAAGAGUUGUCAGAUUGUGCGCGUUUCGUCGGUUUACAAACAUGACAGGGAGCAGAGGGUGGCUGAUUCGAAGCAUGCUAUUACGGUUGAGAGGAGGUGGGAGGUACGGAGGGACUAG